AAAGGGAGAGUUCUGUAUGCGAGAAAGUGUUUGGAAUAACAGGUGCUUAGUUUGUUGUGAACAAUGGAUAAUUAUAGUUAUUGGAACUAUUGGAAGCGGCUCUUGAAACUUCAUGAAGUCAUGGCAGAAAUCGAAAACAUUGAUGACGAUGAGUUGAUUCCUGAUACUAUUGCCGUUCUACCGCCAUUUAACGCAAAUGAAUAUAACACUGAUGAGGAUUCCGGCGACGAAAAUGAAGUGGAUAUAAACAACCUCCCUGGAAGUCAGCUGAUGACUGAAGUUGAGGUUGUAUUUGAAAACAUGGGAUCAAACCAAACUACAGUUGAGAGUGAUUUUGAUAGCGACGAUGACCUACCUUUGUCUACCUUUCUUACGAAAAAAUGA
Messenger RNA from Acanthoscelides obtectus, 384 nucleotides. NCBI's taxonomy places the organism in Eukaryota, Metazoa, Arthropoda, Insecta, Coleoptera, Chrysomelidae. The record is from the annotation of a GenBank genome assembly.